Paramecium pentaurelia is the source of this 2037-nucleotide messenger RNA. The record is from the annotation of a GenBank genome assembly. Lineage: Eukaryota; Ciliophora; Oligohymenophorea; Peniculida; Parameciidae.
AUGUAAAGUUUACUUAAAAAAUUACCUUUGAUCAUUUUAAGUAAAGAUCUUAUUAAACCAAAGUUGUCAAAAGCUUGGAUAUUUUUGGCCAAUCCAUAACUUUAAAUAUAAAUAAGCAAAAAGCAUAUACAACUGUUUUCGGUGGUAUAUCAUCUAUUUGCCUCAUCUUCAUUUUGGUAACAAUAUUUCAAUCCAAUAUUGUAAACUUUUUUUAAAAAUCUGAUGUCAUUUUCUAUUCAAAGACUGAAUUCGAUCCAAACCCUGAUAAAAUUACAAUGAAUAUAUAAAAUUAUAUGGCUGCAUUUUCAAUAGAACAAAAAAAUUAUGUAGGGAAUCCAAUGUUUAAUAUUACAAUAGAAUAAAGGUAAUUAAACAUAUAUAUAUAUUAAUUUUAGACAUUAUUAUCGAGAUAAACAUGGUAAUUAAAUAAAAUAAAUUAAUUAUUUAUAAUUGGAACCAUGUACAUUAGAUCAUUUUUAAUUUCUCUUAAAUUAACCUGAAUCUGACUUUGAAUCUGAAUAUUAAUAGCUUGAAUUAGAUAAAUGGCUUUGUCCAUAGUAAUUAAUUAAUUAUUUUAUUAUUUAGAAAAGAUUUUUAAUUUAGUAUAUAAGGAACUUACACUAGCAGCCAAUUUGAUUUUAUUAGAGUUAUUGUUAAUGAUUGUGAUGAUUCUAAAAAUGGCUAUUUAAAUUGGAAACCUACUUGUGCUAAAUAAUCUGAAAUUAAUGAGCAUUUAAAUAGAGAAGGAUAAUUUAAAUUGUAAAUUUAUUAAGUCAAUAAUGUUAUCAAUCCAAAAGCUCCUGAAUAAUAUUAUUAAUCAUAUCUUGAUGGAGAAAUGUAUUUUACUUUUGUUCCUAAAAAAUUGUCAAGGCAAACAAAUUUGUAUUAUCGAAAAUAUGAUUUUUAAAAUGAUGACUCAUUAAUUCCAUUUUUUAAGUAUAUUUAGUACAUAUAGUUUAGAUCUAUUAAUGAUAAAGAAUUAAUUGUUAGAUAAAGUGUAGAUUAUAGAGAUUUAACAGAGAUUGGAAGAGAUACUGAUGAAAAUUAUGCUAUUGCUUAUCUAAGAAGAAGUCAAUUCUCAGAAUUUAUAAAUAGAAGAUAUAUUAAAAUUGAUGAAUUAUUAUCAUUUCUUGGAGGAUUUUUAUAAAUUAUGAUUACAGGUUUCGGAAUAUUUAUUAUGUAUUAUAAUAAAUUAUCAUGUAAACUAUUUUAAUAAUCAUUUAGUAUAAAUUGAAUUAUCCAAUAAAUUGUAUAACUUCUCUUAAAGAUUCAACAAAAAAUUUUCAUUCAGAUAAACUGAUAAAUAAACUGUUAAUGCAUUAAAAUUAAAUGAAUCAAAGGUUGCUAUCUAACCGGAUCAAACAGUAAAAAAAGACGAUACAUUAAUAAAUGAUAAAGAUUAAAUAGUUAUUACGCAAUAAAUUUUAAAUCUAUUUGAGAAGUCUACAAAAUUAAAGUUAACAUUAAAAUAAUUGAUAAAUUAUAUUUCAUUCGGAUUUUUAUUUGAUAAUAAAGAAUCCAAACUUUUUAAAAAAGCAAUGUAAUUAUUAAUAACAAUCUGCUAGGGUUAGGGUUGAUCAAAGUUUAGAUAUUUAAGAAAUAUUAUAUUAAUUGCAAGAAAUAAAUAAGCUAAAAGCCUUAAUUCUUAAUAAAAAUUAGAUUAUAUUAUUUAAUUUUACUCAAAAACCAAAUUUGACUUUGGAGGAUGAAGAAUAACUUCCAAGUAGACUUUAAAUUGAAUAAUAUUUAACAGAAAAUGACAAGGAAGGAAUUCAAAAAGAAUUAAUUAUAUAAGAUCUAUUUAAUGUAACUCAUAAAUUUAAUUAUAAAAAGGCAUGGAGAGAAAUAAAAUAUGAUGAAAAUGAAAAUAUGUGUAAAUAAUAAUUAAAUUAGAAACUCAAUCAAGAAUUAGGAAUUGAGAUUUAAUAAGUUUUUUCUGAUUAUGUAAAAGCUGAAAACAAUCAAAAUAAAUAAAAGGAAAGUUCUAAAGAGAAUAUUAUUGAGCAGAAUCAUAUAAAUUAAUUUUAGAAUUAAUGA